GGACGUCUUGGGCCUGGUGAAGUCAGAGCCAGAGCCUGGGUUUCCUUCGUCAGUGAGGCUUCUGGCGACGCUGCUCUACUCGUUGCUCGCUCGCGUCUUGAGUACGGGGGGACGUCGGAGCUUUUCUGGCUGCAUUGCAAGUGAUUGUUUAUUCAGCCUGGACGGAUUGUUUUGUCAGUCACAGCAGUUGUUUAUUUGUGAAUAGAACUGAACACUGGCAAUAUUUUUUUCAUUUCGAAGGAAGUAAAACAAAAUCGGAAUGUUUAUCGUUAUACGAUGCAUGACUGUCACCAGUGAAAACACAAAUCAUUCGUUAUUCAGCUGAAAAAAGGAAUAUACAUUGCCCAAUUAUAAACAAAACGAAAAAAAGAAAGGAAAUCCAAGAACUACCAGCAAAUAGAAAUACAAAUCAGAAUAGUGUGAACCUGACGGUGACUUCAACGGGCACGAUGCCAUGAUCCCGCCCGCCUCCUGAAGGUGCCCACCGACGGGUCGCACCAUGAGCGAGCAAGACAGCGAGCGCCGAGGCAACUGUCCUGCCGACGACAACAACAACAGCGACAGCGGAAGCGCAAGCAGCAAAGGCAGCAAGAUGGAGGAGAAGUACGGCCUCCGCCCCAGGACGAUCAUCAAGCGGCUGCAGCAGGAGCGGGUCCGGCAGGAGGUUCCCAAGAAACAGUCGAGGACCAAGUCGAGGCCGGCGCCGUUGUCGAAGUAUCGAAGAAAAACGGCAAAUGCCCGGGAACGUCACCGCAUGAGGGAGAUCAACAACGCCUUCGAAUCCCUGCGCAAAGUUCUCCCGGAGGCCAUGGAGUUCCAGACGAGCUCCUCGUCCAUGACCAAGAUCACGACCCUCCGUCUGGCUGUCAGCUACAUCAGGGCGCUGUCGAACGUGCUCGAAGACGAGGCUGAUACUGAUCUCGGGGCCCUGGAGAACAGCCUGCAGAGCUCCCUGCAGGAGACCAUACAUCACACGCUGCAAAACACCCUUCACAAGUCCAUGGAUCCGGCCGGGGGCAUGACGCACCUGCACUACCAGCAGUACGCCUACGGGCAGCAGUACGUUCCCCAGCUCUCCCAGGGAGCGGAUUACUGCUCGCCCUCGAGCACCACGUCGGCCUCCAGCUCGCCCUCCACCGUCCGAGGAUCCCUGAGCAGCACCAGCGACUUCGAGGAGCUGCUCUCCGACGACUCGGCUUUACUCGAAGACAACCUGGACGUGUUCCACGACAUCCCGACGCUGCCCGAGGCCGACCCUUUCGACAUUCUGCUCGGCGCGGAGAAAGGCGGCCUCGCCUUCACCGCGCACUUAUGCAGCUAAGGCCUACAUUCCCUCCGCCGGGCGGCUGAGCUGACAGGGAUGGAGAUUUUCUGCUCAUUAUCCGGAUGACGAGGUGACGGCGGCAUCAUGUGCGUGACUGAGGGAGUAAUCCGCCAAGAGUACAGCCACUUUCGCUGCAUGACUUAUAAGGACACGGGCUGGAAAUGUGCUGACGAGCAUUCAGCGGCGGCCCUCCUGAGCCGCCAUGACCAGCGCUGAAAUAGGUCACUGUGUUUCCCACGGGCAAGUCCUGUUUGGUCAAUAGCUUCCUAAUAAGGCCGGGCUUCGCACUGCAGGUGACAGUACAAUGUUUUGCCAGGCCACUAAAACAUUCUUAAUUGUCAUUUAUUUUUGCAGUCGUAGCAACAAAGGGUAAUAGAGCUCUCUAACACCAGACGCUGAAGGGCAGUCGACCCGUUCGACGCCUUCUGAAGUGACUGGAAGAUAAUGACAAUUGUAUAUUACAUUCAGCAUAUGAAAAAUACAAGAUGUAAGGACUUAUUUCCUGAACAAAGAUAUACCCGGUGUGUGUGUGUUUUUUCUUGCAACUUUGCACGAUCUUUCUAAUCCUGAAGUAAGAAGGAGAAAGAGAGAGAUAGAAACAAGUGAUGGUGUCUGAUUAGAUAAAGGAAAGCGGUUGUACCUAGUCAGCUCACAAUAGCCCGUGCGUUUGACGGAAGAGUUGAAAUCAUUUGGCAAAUAAUCAAGAACAAUGAUUCGAGAACGAGAGAAAACUUAUUCUGAAAGGAACGAUGCUAGUCUAGUGUAAUAAUGUGCCAUAAUGUAUGAACAAUGAUAAUUAAAAGAAGAAGAAAAAGAUAAUUUAGUGAUAAUCACUUGACAAACUUUAUGGUCUGAAAAUCAUGUGAUUCCUUGUGUACUUUCUAUUUAUUUAGUAAUUAAUUAUGUAAGAGUUUAAUGUACAAAAAUAUUGUGAAUACAUUCCUUUUAUAUUAGUAGUGUUUAU
Molecule: messenger RNA, 2288 nt
Organism: Penaeus indicus
Lineage: Eukaryota; Metazoa; Arthropoda; Malacostraca; Decapoda; Penaeidae
Product: helix-loop-helix protein delilah-like
Exons: 1
Coding region: 500-1321 (273 amino acids)
Biological process (GO): axon development; positive regulation of transcription by RNA polymerase II; sensory organ development
Cellular component (GO): nucleus
Molecular function (GO): DNA-binding transcription factor activity, RNA polymerase II-specific; protein dimerization activity; E-box binding
Source: RefSeq, a predicted model, not a curated record